ACUCCAGGACGCUUCCUCCAUCAGCCAGAUCCUGUGAGACCGCGAAGGUAGCAGUCUUCUGGUGGGCGCGGGAAACAAAAUACCCGACGGCGGACACGGCUCUGCUUUACUCACCUAUUGCCUGUCUGGUUGUGAGUGAACAUCUAAAGGAAGACAGUUGUCACCUGAGCUAUUGAUAAUGCAGUCAUCGGAGUUAAUGACCUUCAAAGAUAUAGCUGUAGCCUUCACCCAGGAAGAGUGGGCAUUGCUAGACUCUUCCCAGAGAAAGCUGUUCAGAGAAGUGAUGCUAGAGAAUAUCAACCAUCUGGUCUCAGUCGGAAUUCAGGUCUGCAAAUCAGAUGUGCUUUCUCAGUUGGCACAAAGAAAAGAAGUAUGGAGAGAAGGAAUAGGAUUUAUCCAAAAACAUAGUCCAGGCAGGAAAAGUCCCUGUAAAAAGCAAGAAAUGAAUGUCAUGCAUCUUACCUGCAGGAAAGACAAUUCUAACAUGUCAUUGCAGGUAUCAGACACUCAAAAGGAUCUCUUUCAAUGUAAUUAUUUGCUAGAAGAUUCCACUCUCAGAUCCACAGUGACUAAACACUCAUUAAUUCCCAUGGGAAAGAAACCAUUUUCAAGGAAACCACUUGGAAAAGUCCUUAGUGACCAUUCAUCUUUUAAUCAACACAAGCAGAUUCAUAGUACAAGUAAAUCAUAUGAAUGCCAUCAAAGUGCUAAAGCCUUUAUUGAAAGCUCUGGCCACAGGCAAUACAGUGGAACUCAAGUUGGAGAUAAGCCAUAUGAAUGCCUUCUAUGUAGGAAAACUUUUCCCCUUAGACAACAUGAGAAAAUUCAGACUGGAGGGAAGCUCUGUGAAUGCCCUCUAUGUGGAAAAGCCUCCAGUCAGUCUUCUAAUCUUCAAGAAUAUGAGAGAACUCACACUAGAGAGAAAACCCACAAAUGCCUUCUAUGUGGAAAAGCCUUCAGUAAAUCUUGUAAUCUUAGACAACAUGAGAAAACACACAGUGUAGAGAAACGCUAUGAAUGCCAUACAUGUGGGAAAGCCUUUCAUUAUAAAUCUGUCCUCACAGAACAUGAAAGUAUUCACACUGGAGAGAAACCCCAUGAAUGUCAUCUAUGUGGAAAAGCCUUCACACAGUUAUCUGGUCUUAGACACCAUCAGAGAAUACACAGUGGCGAGAAACCCUAUGCAUGUCAUAUAUGUGGGAAAGCCUUCCGUCAUUGUUUUAUCCUCAGACUACAUGCAAGAACACACACUGGAGAGAAACCCUAUGAAUGCAAUACCUGUGGGAAAGUUUUCAGGUAUUCUCAUUCCCUCAUGCUACAUGAAAGAAGUCACACUGGAGAGAAACCCUAUGAAUGCCUUACAUGUGGAAAAGCCUUCCCUCAUAGUUCUACCCUUAGACAACAUGAGAGAAAUCACACUGGAGAGAAACCGUAUGAAUGCUGUACAUGUGGAAAAGCUUUCAAAUGUUCUUCUGUCCUCCGAAUACAUGAGAGGACUCACACUGGAGAGAAACCCUAUGAAUGCUGUACAUGUGGAAAAGCUUUCAGCUGUUCUUCUUCCCUCCGAGUACAUAAGAGAACUCACACUGGAGAGAAACCCUAUGAAUGCCAUAUAUGUGGGAAAGCUUUCAACUGUUCUUCUUCCGUCCGAGUGCAUGAGAGAACUCACACUGGAGAGAAACCCUAUAAAUGCCAUACAUGUGGAAAAGCUUUCACAUGUUUUUCUGCUCGCAGACUACAUGAGAGAUCUCACACUGGAGAGAAACCCUAUGAAUGCCAUCUAUGUGGGAAAACCUUCAGGCAAUCCAGUACUCUUAGAGAACAUGAGAAAACACAGUGUGGCGGGAAACCCUAUGCAUGCCAUACCUGUGGUAAGGCAUUCCAGUAUACUUCUUCCCUCAGAAAACAUGAGAGAUCUCAUACUUAAGAGUGUCCCCAUGAAUGUCAUCUGUGGGAAAAGCUUCCGGCAACCUUCUUGUGUUGGAGUGCAUGAGAGAACACAGAGUGACAAGAAACCCUAUGUGUGCCAUACAUGUUAGAAAGCCUUUAGUCAUUAUUCUCAACUUAGGUGACAUCAGAGAGUGCACACCAGAUAGAAACCCUUCAAAUGCCAUAUGUAUGGAAAAGCCUUCAUUUAUUCUUGAGACCACAUGGGAGAACUCACAGUGUCAUGAAACCCAUGAAUGUCAUCUAUGUGGAAAAUCUUUUCUUGUAGUUCUUCCAUUGGCAAACAUGAAAGAAUGCACAGUGGACAAAAGCCAUAAGAAUGCCAUCUUAAUUUUUCUCUUAUGCCACAUGAAGCAAUCAAAUUUUAGAGAAAUCUUGUGAAUGUCAUCAAUGUGGGAAAUCCUUCAAUGUUUUCACCUAAUAGAAAUGAGAGUUCUCACAUGCUUUGAAUAUGCAAGAGAUUGGAGUCAUAGCUUCAGACUUUAAACACACUAGAGAACUGACAUAUUGAAGAAACACUAUAUUCAUAAUCAGUAUGAUGACCCUUUUCAUCGGUAGUAUUUCAGUUAACAUAAGUAAAUUCAUUCAGGAGAGAAUCUGUAUGAAUGUCACCUAUCUAGAAAAGCCCUUAGUAGAUGGUCUGAUGUUAUAUCAUACGAGAGAACUCACAACAUAAACCAAAUGGAAGUGGAGUCCCAAUAGACUGCUCUUAUAUGCAAGCCAGAGAAAUUACAUGUGAAAAAUUCUCUCUGUACUCAAGGUGGGAAUGCCCUAAUUUGUAAUUCUUCCUUUAAAUAAAAUAAGUGAACGCCACUGAAAUGAAAUUAAGUCUGUAAUUAAUGUUCACUGUCAUUCAAUGAGACACAAGCUUUGCUGUGCUAAAAAUAUACUCAAUUUAGAAAUAACCAUAUAUAAAUGAAAUGAGAGGGAAGAGUAUUUGUUAGGAAAUUUCCAGAAAUUUCAUGAUGGAGAAUGUAUUAAAUAUAAAAUCAUGGAAAACUGCUUAUUCAGUAAUUAGGAAGGUUGUUAGCAUAAGUUAUUAUGUCUUUAUGAGAGUUAGUGUUUGAUGAGAUUGGGCAAAUUAUUGGGUAUCUGGUGGCUGAGUUUUUCAGCUCAGUGGUGGAAAUGCUAUGUGUUUGGGCAUAGGUGAAUGUGAAGUCUGAUUUGGUAUUCUUGUAGGGUAAAUGAAUAUGCUUCAAUGGUUGCUUCUACUGGAUGAGUGGUGAACAUUUCUUGGGUCAGUGAUUAUAUGAAAGGUAGGAACAAAAAUGUUUGCAUUGUUUCAAAUCUUAGAAUACUUCAUCUCAGUAUUAUUAAUCAUUGGGUUAGAGGGUUCUGUACACAGUAGUUCACUGCAUCAAGUGGAGUUCCAGAUAGUUCCCAUUUCCCCUCUCUAAUGGCCCAUUAUGAAUUAUUAGUCAGAACCUACUGAAGUAAUCAUUUUAAUAAUCAAAGACAUAAUAGGCAAAGAUUCUCUGCCUGUCUUAACACAGGUAGAUGAUGGGGAGUCCCUGUAAGCUGUGAGGACCAGAGACCCCUGGAAGCUGGGAGUGGCUUAGUGAUGGAGAUGUCAGUGAAUGAAAGCAAUUUUGACGGAAACAGUCUAGAUUUAUUUUAACUCCAAGAGGUGCAAGAAAGGCACUGGAAGCAUUGUGGCCCCGAGUCUUCUGGAAUCUGAUAGUGGUACAUGGCCUUGGAGAUGGCAAUGAUUGAAUGUCUUUCAGAUGUGAAGACCUUGCACAAAGGAGAACAGUAUGCCUAUGGGCCCUAAAUCUGUCUCCCUUAACUGCUGUAACUCAUUAGGCUCCUCCCCCAAGUGCUGUUGAGUUUUACAGUAUUCAAAGGAAGGUUUAGGAUAAGGAAAACAGUCUCAACAUAACCAAGUUAGAAAAAAUCUGAGUAUUGUUCAUGCACAUAGUGAUUUCAUGACUAGUCACAGGAUGUAUGUAAGGAAAUAGUGGCCUUAACAUGAAGAUGAACAUGAUUUUUAAUAUUAUAAUGAGGUACAGGUCACCUAUAGGUUAAGGUUUAAGCUAUGGUGCAUGUCAAUAGGGCAAAUUUUGGUGAGAACUAGCUUUAUCUAAUAAGAUAGCUUAGGAAUUGGGGUGGGUUAGUUCUGGGCUGACUCAAGUUCUUUAAUAAACAGUAACAGUCUGUCUAUGAGAUCACAAGACUUUAAAGUUGUAGAACAAGUUAAAGGGGUUCAAGUGGGGUCAGUCAAAAGUUAAGAGGCUGUAGAGUUACAAAGUAAAUAUAUAGUUACACAAUAAAGCAUUAUCAAAGAUAAUGCUUUUUAUGUGCAUUCUGAUUGAAGAUAGUGUCAAACAUUUGUUAACUCUUUAACUCUCAGGUACAUUAGCAUCAGUGCAUAUUAACUACUUCCCUUAAAGGCUGAUGUAAACUGUUUUUCCUUGGGGAUAGUCCUAAAAUAUAUUAUCAGAAUCGUGAAAUCCAAAUCAGGGAAGCCAGACCUAGUGGCUUCCUACAAAUCAAGGAUUCUUUUCAUGGGGUCUAUCCAUUGUUCGAAGAUAAGAUCCAAAGACUGGAUUCCUGAAAAUUAGGUGUGUGCAUUUUUAUCAGAGGAGAGUAUUCAUCAAUUUCAUCAGAUUUUCAAAGGGGUGCAGCAUACAAAAUAAAUUAAUAACUGCUUAGUAAUCAGAAAAAUGAUCGAACAUUUGCCCCCAGGAUUUAAACUUUUAAACAGAAAGACCAUAGAUUUAAUAGACUUGGAGCAAGAGAGAUUGACAAGGGCAGUCAGUCUCAGGCAGGAUUCAUGGAAAGCAACCCAAAGAAUUCUAGAACUCCCCUGGGUAGUGUAGGAAGACUGAUCCUCAAACACAUAGGAACGAUAGAGACUGAUCUGGAGCUGAGGAUUUUUCCAGAGUCCCCUGUGGUUCUCCCAUUGUCCUUUUUGAGAUUGUUGAAAUGCCAUGGCCUGCUAAAGAGAUUAGCUUCAGUCUUUGAGCCCAGAGCUGCUCUCUUGUGAUUCAGAUUUCCAUGGUACCCAAGCCUUAUCACAGCCCUGGAGUCAAAACAGUAAACUUCAGUCUUCCCUCCCCAUUCUUGAAUGUUUCCCACAGCUAGAGGCCCCGUCUACUUUAGACUGGAAGAUAUCUCAGGGCCUAAAAGGCCCCAGAACUUGCCUAGGACUACUGCUACUGGGUGGUAAUGCUUUUGGAGCAGAGUUUAGUGAACGGAGAGCCUCACACAGAUUUGCAAAAAGAGUGAGUCUCCUUAGAGGACAGCUCAUGGACAGUACAGCAGGUUGUUUACAAGGAAAGAAAGGGCCACAUGCUCAUAAGAGAUUUUGGUUCCUCUGAUGAACCAAGUAAAUAUAAUCUUGUGGGUGUGUAUGUGAGUUGUUUCCUUUGAUCUGCAUCAUUUAAUGUUUAGAGAAUUUUAGAUGUAUUUUAUUUGGAUAAAAUUCAUGUAGCAUGAAAUUCAUAAGCUUGUGCAGCCAUCACCACUAUCAAAUUCCGUAAAUGUUCACCACCCUGUAGAGAAACUCUUUACCCAUGAACACAUUUACUCCAAAUCUCCCCAUCCUCCAGCUCCUGGCAACUACUAUUCAACUUUGUCUUUAUGGAUUUGCCUGUUCAGGAUAUUUCAUAUACAUGGCAUCACACAGGUGGCCAUUAUGUCUGGCUUCUUUCAGUUAAUAUGCUGUUAUAUGUAUCAUAGCAAGUAUGAGAACUUCAUUCCUUUUAAUUACAGAAUGACAUCCCAUUGUGUAGAUACACCACAUUUUAUAUAUCUUCAUCAGUUAAUGGCCUUUUGGGUUGUUUCCACUUUUUGGCUGUUAUGAAUAAUGUCAAAACAUUUGUGCACAAGUUUUAUAUUCAUCCAGCAUUUUAUUUGGAGGGACAUUCAUGUGCAAUAUUUGUGGAAACAUUUUUCCAGAUUUCUUGGGUAUAUCCUUAGAUGUAGAAUUAUUGAGUCAUUCAUUUUAUAUUUUAUGGUUUGAUACUUGCAUCAUUUAAUCCAUAACCUACUCUGUAAUCCUGAGUUCCAAGGCACUGCCAAUUUAUUUCUUUGAAUACAACGUCUGUUCCAUUAUUUGGGGCCUCUCUGCCUGUUUGCAUGUUCCCCUCUACCUCAGGACCCUCUGUGGACAGUGCUUAUGAGGGCUUAAUAUUGCAUGUAUAGAGUAACAUUAUCAACAUGGUGACAUAAGCAGGUACUGAAAAUUUCUCUUCAGAAAUUCAGUGGAAAAUGGGACAAUUCUGAAUUGUUCAAAACUCUGGAGGAGGAUAUAGACUGGAUAAACACCUUGCAAAUGCAGGUAGGAAUUUUUUGUCCCAGACCAGCAGGUUGUUAUCUGCCUCACUCAGACUCCAUGCAGGAAAGGCAUAAAAACAGCAGAUGGGAUCAAUCCCACCAGGGAAACAGAUUUUAAAAUCUCAUAGCACUGAAAAAUACCCUGACUGUUUGAAGGCCCAGUGGACAGGGGAGGACAUUUCAAGACCCUGAUCAGUGAGGGACAAGGAGACUGAGAAAAUGUGACCAGAGUCACGUUUCCAGCCCCUCGGUCUGAAAGCCCAUCCCCCACCCUUGAGGGAAGGAGCAGCUGGCAGCCAUGCUCCAAGGCACAGCAGCUUCUGAGGACAAUUUAAAAGUUACCUAAAUACUCCAUCUGUUGGCCAAUCCAGAAAGUGCAAAGACCCUUUCUUAGGAACACAGGAGCUGGUCUACAUGUCCUGUACAGAAACUUAGCCCUGUUUCUGGCUGACAAAUAGGAAAGACCCAACUGUUAAAGCAGGACCCCAACACAAACCCAGGUCUUGUUAGCCAGUGGAAAAUAGAGCACCACUGAAAGCCAGGAUAUUUGUAUUACCACACACAGUGCACUUCCUGGGGUGCCCAGUGCCUGCUUCCCAUCCCUGUGGCAGGCCAUGUUAAGCACCACAUUUUGGGGAGAAGAGUAGCAGGAAGAGCAUAACUGAAAACUGGCCAGGUAGAGAAAAAAGCAAAGAGAGAUGAAAGCCAACAAACUAGAAAACCUUAGAUAACAGAGAGAAAACAGCUUCCAAAAUAAACCAACCGAGAAGAUCACAUGCAAAGACACCAGCAAAAACUCAUGGGCCACAUCAGGAAACAGGAAGAUAUUGCCCAAAGGAAUUAACUAUCAUUUCAGCUGAGAUUCAGGAAUUGAAACAAUUAAUUAUAGACAUUCAAACAAAUCUUUUAAAUCAAAGCAGCGAGGUGAGAGAGAAUGUGACAAAAGAGAUGACGGCUAUAAAAAAGACACUGGGUAAUCACAAGGAAGAAUUUGUAAGCUUGACAAACAAGUGGCUCAAUAUCGGAAUGAAAGGCACAAGAGAAAAGAUGAAAACCGCUGUUUUAGUUUGCUAAUGCUGCCAGAAUGCAAAACACCAGAGAUGGAUUGGCUUUUAUAAA
Molecule: messenger RNA, 7344 nt
Organism: Choloepus didactylus (southern two-toed sloth)
Lineage: Eukaryota; Metazoa; Chordata; Mammalia; Pilosa; Megalonychidae
Product: zinc finger protein 596-like
Exons: 6
Coding region: 179-1927 (582 amino acids)
Biological process (GO): regulation of DNA-templated transcription
Source: RefSeq, a predicted model, not a curated record